GCGUCACUGAUCCUCAGCAGUCCAACUGUGGCAUUGUGGCUCUUGCAGGACUCUGUGAGAACACUGCAAACUGCUCUGAUCCCAGAGGACAUAUUUAAAUGGACAAGACAGAAGUUUGUUCUUGAAACUAUUUUCCCACUCACAUUUCCUGGAUUCUUAACAGCUCUGAAGCUCUGUGAACAACUUAUUGUUUCAGCUUUUAGGACAGUUUGGAUACUUUUUUUGGGUGAACAUGCUGCUGUUGUCUACACCAGAAGGAUUUCCUGAAACAAUCACAGCUUUGGAAACAUGGAAAGAAACUUUUGCCUUUGGAGCACAGCGGAACAAGAAAUUCAGGGUGUGAAAUGUAAGCAGAGAAGGAAGACAUCACACUAUGAUGCUUGUUAGGAAACCACAUUGUCUUUUUGUUAACUUGGACUUCAAAAACGCACCAUAAACUUCCUGCAACUGAGUUGAGACAGUGAAUUAUGGAAAGCUUCCUAAGCGCAUCAAAUGCGACAAACACAACAACAGCACCUUACCAUCCUGCUCUGGGACCCUGGAGCCUCAUCAUUCUAGUCCCCAUCAUUCUGACCAUAGUGGUGGGAAACCUGCUGGUCAUCAUCGCUGUAACUCGAACAUCACAGCUACAGACCACAACAAACAUUUUCAUUAUGUCGCUGGCGUGUGCAGACCUCAUCAUGGGGGUCCUGGUGGUGCCUCUGGGGGCCACGAUAGUGAUGACGGGAAACUGGCAGCUCAGUGAAACAUGCUGUGAUGUGUGGACUUCUGUGGAUGUCCUGUGUGUGACGGCAAGCAUUGAAACUCUCUGCGUCAUAGCUGUGGAUCGGUACAUAGCCAUUACAAGGCCGCUGCGACACAAAGUCCUUCUAAAUAAGCGGCGUUCAAGAGUCAUAGUUUGUUUAGUCUGGGUUGUGUCUGCCUUAAUUUCUUUUGUACCAAUUAUGAAAGGUUACUGGCGUGAUGAUGACGAUGAAGCAGCGAAAAACUGCUACGAUGACCCAAAGUGUUGUGAUUUUGUCACCAACAGGGCCUUUGCGAUUGUCUCCUCCACUGUUUCAUUUUACAUUCCUCUGCUCAUUAUGAUAUUUGUGUAUGCUAAAGUCUUUCUAAUAGCCAACCGGCAAGUCCAGCUAAUUGAUAAAAAUCGAAUGCGUUUCCAGAAUGAAUGUCCGUCAACACGGAUACAGAUUUCCCCCCAGAUCAACAACAUCCUACCAUCAACGUGUGUGGGGUCAAACAACAGCAACAGUGCAGAGCGGAGGAAGAGCUCCAAGCGGAGGCCGUCACGGCUGAUGCUCGUCAAAGAGCACAAGGCGCUCAAAACUCUGGGGAUCAUCAUGGGGACCUUCACCGUGUGCUGGCUGCCCUUCUUUGUCGCCAACAUCAUCAACGCGUUUGACAAGAGCAUCCCCUCAGAGAGGAUCUUCAGACUGCUUAACUGGCUCGGAUACGUCAACUCCGGCCUCAAUCCUAUCAUCUACUGCAGGAGUCCGGAGUUUCGCACAGCAUUUAAGAACCUGCUGGGCUGCCCGUGGCUGUCCACCCUUCAGCUAAAUUCUUUCUACAAAGAGCUGAGGACUCGCUGUUCGUGCUUUCUGUGGCAGGCUGACUCAGGCUCUGCCGGCUCUUUCCAGAAAACUCAGACAAGUGUGAUGGAGGGCAACGAGAGCCUGACAAGCACUCAGGGAAGCAGCAAAAGUGAGGAGGUGUCGUCUGGUCACCUGCAGUCCAACGGUAGUGCACAGUUAAGUGACUCGUCAGAACCAGAAACCACAAUCUUCACACUGCAGGAGAAGGACGGAUGAACUGUAAAACACAGAGCUACUGAAACAAACUGUGCUCUCCAGCUGUAACUGUGAUUCCUUAGAAGUGAGAUAAAGAGGAUAGCCAUCACUCCAGAGAGAAGUUAAAUCCAGAGAGCACAGCUGGACGGACUGCAGAGACAGAGCUGACUUUGUCCUUACAGAGUGGAGAAGAGACGGACAGCUGAAACGAGACACUGUUAUUCAAAAAAGGCUCUAACAUCCUGAAUAAACUUAGACGCAAGUGUGGAUGCAUUCCAGUAAAACUUCAGACACAUUGUAUGUGGCCUUUGGUUUAAAAUAUGAGUUUUGUUGUCAGGUAAGUUAUCUAUUUAUGAUACACUGAAUCUGUAGCAAAGUACAAACAUCGUCUGACUUACUACAAGGCAGGGCUGUCUUCAUCGUCCAAAUCACAGACAUUACCAAAAGCUGUCUUUUCAAGUUGUCAGUUCUGGUGUUUAUUUUGAUCCUUAGCAGUCUUUCUGUUUUAAGCCAGGACUCUGGAUCUGCACAAUGCUGCUCAAACUUCCAUGUUUAUCAAGUUUUACCUUGGCUAAUGAAAAUGUCUAUUUCAUAUUUGGCUGGCUGAUGAAAUCUUUUAACAGGACACUCAACAAUCCUGAAAACAAUUAACAUGAAAUAUAAAUCAUUGUUAAUCAUGCAGUUAUAAAAACUGCAGGUCACUUAAGAAAAAAACAGCCUCAGCCAGAUGUUUCCACUGAGCUCUUUCACCUUAAUUUUAACAUUUGGCAGAUGGUAAAGGAGCUAGAUUAAACUACGUCAAUAAAUGAAAAUUCUAAAUUUAUAACUAUGGACUUAAAAAGAUGAAACAUCACUUAUAGGCAGUCCAUCAAUGUGUUAUAUUGAAACACUGUUGUGCUUUAUUUCAUACAUCAUCUGUUGCUUUGUUAAAUAAAAAUAAUAACUGUGUAGUAUGUUUCAGGUGUGCUCUGUGUGAAAACUCACUCCCUCAAUUAUAUAAAAACAACUUUUCAGUUUCAGUUUGUGACAUUUUGUUUUUUUUUACUUCCAAACCUAUUAGGACAAUUUGGUUGCAUUUUCGAAAUGUUCAGGCAGUAGUUUCAUGUAGUUUUAUGGUACUGUGCUUUCUUGAGUAUGAUGUCCUGAGGGUGCAGAUGGCCUAGUGGUUAAAGGUGUGCCUCAUGUACGCGGGCUGCCAGGGUUCAAGUCUGGCCUGUGGCACUGUUUCUCGCAUGUCUCUCCCAGCUCUCUCAACCCUGUUUCUGAUUCUAGCCACUGUCCUCCU
This is a messenger RNA of Cheilinus undulatus (humphead wrasse), 3072 nucleotides long. RefSeq names its product adrenoceptor beta 3a (gene adrb3a). The transcript is spliced from 2 exons. The record is from RefSeq and is a predicted model, not a curated record. NCBI's taxonomy places the organism in Eukaryota, Metazoa, Chordata, Actinopteri, Labriformes, Labridae. Gene Ontology annotation, biological process: norepinephrine-epinephrine-mediated vasodilation involved in regulation of systemic arterial blood pressure; adenylate cyclase-activating adrenergic receptor signaling pathway. Bases 468 to 1808 code for a protein of 446 amino acids. Gene Ontology annotation, cellular component: membrane. Gene Ontology annotation, molecular function: epinephrine binding; beta3-adrenergic receptor activity; norepinephrine binding.